AUGGGGUCCCAGCUGGCCACCCUGACCCCGCAGGCCACGCCGCGUCCCAUCCCGCAUCCCAUCCUGCAUCCCCCUCAUCUUGGUCAGCUUUGCCAUCGUAAGCUGCCGAUGAAUCUUCAAGGCAAAAAUAAGGUAGUGAGUCCCUUGGAGCACCCAACCUCCUCUGGGAAACAGUUCAAGCUGAGAGAGAGGGAGCCAGUUCCCCGCAGGAUCCCAGAAGCAGAGAAGCCCCAGACAUGGCAUUGCAAAGGCCCUGUGGGCCAGAAGACCCGUGUGCUGGCAAAGCAGUGGUGGCCCCCCAGGGCAGAGGAUUGCCUGCAGGAGACCCGGCCAUUCCUGCCAAUAUCUUGCAAGGCUGAGCAGCCAAGUGUCCUCACCAAGGACCUCAGGGGGACUUUUGCUUACAAAAAGGUGGCAGACGUGCACAGGGCUGUUACAACUCCUGACUCCUGCAACCGUGAGCAGAAGGGCAAGUGCUCAACGUUGCUGGACUUGGAGUCGGAGGACUUGCUUAGUGACUCCUGGGAGGACCUUGAAGAGACCAUCAAGAGCCACAGUGCUGCCCAGGCGCCCUUCAAAGGAGCACACCCCGUGUUCCUGAAGCCCACAUCCUGGGACCACAAGGAGUUGGAGAAGAAAUGGGUGUGGCCAGGUGCUGAGCCGGGCCAGUCGGAGAGCUUCUGUGUGCCGUACCAGGUGGAAAGGCUGCAGGAGCUGCAGCUUGGGGCCCGCGUGCUGUCCACAGCUGUGAACAGCUUCACACGCCACGUAUUCACCUGCGGUGUGGGAGGCCUCAAGGUGUGGCAUCUGGACAGCCAGGGGGCCCCGGCCAUCCUUCCCAGGAGCAACCUGCACUGGCCCGUCCAGACCCCGGGUGCAUACCUGCGCACGUGCCUGCUGACCCCCAAUGGCAGUAUGCUCCUUGCGGGCGGCCACAACAUGCCAGGCGUGAACGUGUGGGACCUGUCGGCACCAUCCCUGAACGAGCCACGCCAGCUGUCCUGCAAGGGGCUCUCCUGCCUGACCCUGGACGCCUGCCCCAAGGGCAGUCUGGCCUUCGCAGGCUUCAGCAAUGGCACCGUCAGGAUCUGGGACCUUCGGGACCCGAAUGUGGUCAAGGACCUCCCUGGCCGGCAGGGUGAGGCCAACAGCAUCGUGGUCAAAGAUGACACCAUCUGGAUAGGGGGCCUGAAUGGCCAUCUGCGGUACUGGGACCUGAGGGCGUCUCAGAUGACCCGGAAGCACCUCUUUAACUCUCAGAUCACGAGCCUGUCACAAACCCCCUGGGAUGACUGGCUGCUGGUGGGUCUGGCCAGCGGGCAGCACUUCCUGCAGCCCACCAUCAGGGGCCAAGCACGCAACGCAGGCCACAAAGAGGGUGCCAUCCUGGGGCUCAAGUUCUCCCCUUUUGGCCAGUGGUGGGUGAGCGUCGGCACAGACAAGCUGGUCACCAUUCAUGGGAUGCCCACAGGGGCCACCGAGUUCCAGAUGCCUGAAAAAGCCUGCAUCACCUGCUGUGAUGUGUCCGCCAACAACCGGCUGAUCAUCGCAGGCGCCAAGGACUGGGUCUCCGUGUACCAGGUCACCUACUGA
Molecule: messenger RNA, 1593 nt
Organism: Octodon degus (degu)
Lineage: Eukaryota; Metazoa; Chordata; Mammalia; Rodentia; Octodontidae
Product: transducin-like enhancer protein 6
Exons: 3
Coding region: 1-1593 (530 amino acids)
Biological process (GO): regulation of DNA-templated transcription; negative regulation of canonical Wnt signaling pathway
Cellular component (GO): transcription regulator complex; nucleus
Molecular function (GO): protein binding; transcription corepressor activity
Source: RefSeq, a predicted model, not a curated record